AUGGCCAAGAUAAGAGGAGCCCAUGUCGCGUCUCCAUCAACUCGCAAUCCAAGGCCAAGAGCUUUACCUACACGGGAUUCCACAUCUGAGGCCCCACAAGCCCUUGCCAUUCCACCUUCUGAGGGUGAAGUGCCAUCUAACCCUCCUCUGCACAUGUAUGAGACGAGGAGACCACCCACUACACCUGGAGCAAGCACUUUUUGCCCCAAGAGAUCAAUUCGUCGCCCUCCUACAAAGAAAGCCAAAGUUUCAGGCCCAGGAGAGUCAUCUACACCUCCAAAGCCUCAGUCGUCUGCUAUAGAGUCUCAGAUUCCUUCUGGGAUGACUCCAGAAGCAAUUAUCAGACGCUAUGGUAUCCUUGGAGCUAAACACAUUGCAGAGGCCCUGCAUAUUCCAUAUGAGCCUAUAUUAGAACAUUUGGGCUAUUCUUCAGAGCCUCAGCUUGAGCGCCGCUGCAUUUGCCGAGAGCUAUUCACUCUCGACAAAUGGAAUCAUUUAACGGCCUAUGUUGCACCUCCAAGAGCCCCAGAUAUGCCAACACCUCCAGAGCCACCACAGGAUGAGCAGCCACCACAGGCACAGCAGGCUAAGAUACCUACAGAGAUCAUACCACCUGCCCUUGUAGCACCUUCUAUAGUGCCCACGCCUGAGGCUACAUAUUCUGCUCUUCCUACCACUCCUAAAGCUCCACCAAUUGAUCAGCUUAUUGCCAUGCAAACCCAGCAUACUAUCAUUCUUAGUCAAAUACAGCAGCAUUUGGGUAUUCUGCCACCACUUGAGCAUGAUAUGCCUGGCCCAUCAGAGCUUACAACUCCAUCUGAGGAGGCUACUCCAGCCAAGCAAGCUAUUCCAUCUAAGGAGGCUACUUCAGUAGAGCAGACUAUGCCUUAUAAGGAGACUACUACAGCAGAGGUUAAGACUCCUAUCCAGAGCACUUAG
Vitis riparia (riverbank grape) is the source of this 939-nucleotide messenger RNA. RefSeq names its product WAS/WASL-interacting protein family member 3-like. The transcript is spliced from 4 exons. The coding region runs from base 1 to 939 and encodes 312 amino acids. The record is from RefSeq and is a predicted model, not a curated record. Lineage: Eukaryota; Viridiplantae; Streptophyta; Magnoliopsida; Vitales; Vitaceae.